AUAGCACUGACCAUUUAGUCAGUGCUGACAGCAUUGAUGAAACACCCCCCUGGGGAGUGUUUCAUCAACAUUUUCAUCCGACAAGUUGUCAGAUCUGACAUCUUUCUCUGAUGUUGAUUGGUUGAGAGGUACUGUUACUAUGGCAACUGUCGGAUAAAAUGGGACUUGUCGGAUAAAACGUCCGACAAGUCCUUUCAUGAAACGCUCCCCCGAUCUGUGGUGGUUGGAGCACCAAGAUUUUUUGACGAUCUUAUAUACCGCCAUCAACGUCUAUAAUAUGACAUGUAUAGUGUCUUUUCAUCUUUUUUUUUUUUUACUGAACUUGGAAGUUGGAUUCUCUGAAAUUUAAGCUCGAGGGAACACUGAAAAUCAAGAUGCCGACUGACGUUGAAACUCUUAUGGAAAUGGGAUUCCCAAGAAAUAGAGCAGAAAAGGCUCUCGCAAAAACUUCCUACAAAGGAGUUCAGGUUGCCAUGGACUGGUUAUUCGCUCACAAUGAUGAUGCAGAUAUCGACGAACCUUUUGAAGUGCCUCAAGGAAAAACACUUGGAAGUAAUGAUAGUGAAUCUGAUACUACUCCAAGUGGGGACUCUAAACCUGCCCAGGAAACACCUGCACAACCAGCUCAAGUCCAAUCAAUCAAGUGUGAUGAAUGUGGAAAGAAGUUACGAACGCCGGAUGAUAUUCAGGUGCAUGCUGCAAGAACGGGUCAUCAGAGCUUCUCAGAAUCAACGGAGGAAAUCAAACCACUCACAGAAGAGGAAAAGAAAGAGCAACUUGCAAGGUUACAAGAGAGACUAAAACAGAAGCAGGCAGAUAGGAUAGCCAACGAGAAGAAGGAAGCGUUGGACAGGGAGAAAAUGAGGCGGAAACAGGGCAAGGAAAUGGUGCAAGCAAAACAACAGAUGGAAAUAGAUGAGGCUAAACAACUCGCAGCUCUGAAAAAGAGGGAAAAAAUGGAGGAAAAGCUUGCAAGGGAAAGAGUGAAAGAACAGAUUGCUCGGGACAGAGCGGAUAGAGCAGCUCGAGGGAGUAAGAAACAGGAAGGGGUUCCCCCCGCUCAGCCUCCUGCUGCGGCUCCAGCUCCGGCUCCAGGUUCCUCCGCACCCAAGAAGGAGUACGAUACAUCUAGGUUACAAAUUCGUCAAACCAAUGGGAGUGCUAUCACCCAGUCCUUUGGUGCAAUGGAACCUCUGGCUGCCGUCCGUGUGUACAUUGAACUGAACAGGACAGACGGACAGACAGGUGCCUUCUCUCUCAUGACCCCGUUCCCUAGGAAAAUCUUCACGUUAGAAGACAUGGAAAAACCUCUCAAGGAAUUAGGUUUAGUACCAUCGGCUGUGCUAACUAUUACCAGCCCGCAAUGAUGUGAUCCAUCUUUAUAUCAAACUCUUCUAUAUCAACGAUACCAGGGUUAGGUGCAAACUGUGAUGUUAUCUGGGCAGGACCGAGUCUUGUGUAUUCCAGUCUGAUUUGAUUGAUAUGGCAAUAUUAUAGCCACAUUGCUAUGUGGAUGUGGUCCAUAGUGGCUGGCCCGGAGACUGUUUGGAAUUAAGCAUAAUUUCAGUGAUUUUCACUGACAAAGUUGCUCUGAACCAAUAAGAUGCAUGGAUUUCAGAAGCUUAUAACGAUUCUCAAUGAAAAUCAUUGACUAUUCGUUUCCAUGAAAAGCUCCCCUGGUCUUUAUAAAAAGUAUCGAGGAAUAGUUGUAUGAAGCUGUUCGUACAGAAAUGGAUGACUGGAAUUCUGAAGGAGAGAUGACAUCCCGAUUUAGUUUUACUGCAGUUUCUAGUAACCCCAAUUGAAUUGCCCCCCCCCCCCCCCAAUAUUUUUUCAUUGACUUUUUUUUAUUCUACAGAGUUUGUAUUUCAACUCAAGCUACUUUCAAGUACAAGUGAAUGAAAAUUCUCUUUGGCUUACCAUAUUCAACUUUACAGUUUUGUGAAACCUUUCCCAGUUCAGUUAUUAGUGACUAGAGAAGUGUAAAGGCUUUGAUGGAUGCACACAGAAUGCCUUUCAGAAAAGGUAAUACCUUUCAUUGAUCACGCAGUAAUGACAAAGAGUCAGCAAUGUUCGUAAUGCCACCCCGAGGUUUUGUAUUUAUUUUGGCUACUAAUAAAUGGCCUAAUUCUCAGAGCAUCUAGCACCAAGAUUACUCAACCUACAGAAGCUUUGAAGUGCCAUCGACUUGUUGAGAUGGCAAGAUGAUCUAUCUCGCCAGGUCGACAUAACGUUAUUAUGUCAACAUUGCGAGAUACGUCAUCUCACCAAGUCGACUUACAAAAAGUUUGAUGUCAACAUGGCGAGAUACAUUAUCUCACUGAGUUGACAUGAAAAGUUGUAGGUCAACAUUGCGAGAUACGUUAUCUCGCUCUGUUGACAUGUAAAAAGUAAAACGCAGAUUUGAUUUUACAUCCACAGUGUGCCAACUCGCAGAGUCGCCUUACGAAAAAGUUGUAUGUCAAGUUGACAAAUGAAAUAUGAUAUCUCGCCAAUUCAACUUAGGAAAAGUAGUAUGUCAACAUGGUGAAAUACGUUAUCUCGCCAAGUUGACAUAAUACACAUGGCGAGAUACAUUAUCUUGCCAAGUUGACAAACUACUUUUCGCAUGUCAACGUGGUGAGAUACAUUGUCUCGCCAUAUUGACAUCAAGAAUUUGGAUGCCAACAUGGCCAGAUGCGUCAUUUCUCCAUGUUGACAUAUAAAAAGUAACUGGAGAAAUUUGAUUUUUUUUUUUAUCAACAGCAUGCACACACCACAUCCAGUUGGAAGCGAAUCCAGGCCAUGGCGUGACUGGCUAAAGAUCAACGUCCAUGUGCACGCGCUGUGAAAUAUAUUAUUAAAUCUCGCAACUUUCUUUUUAUCUCACCAUGUUGACAUACCUCUUCUUGUUUGUCGACUUGGCAAGAUAAAUUAUCUCGCCAUCUCAACAAGUCAAGACUAAGUGGUGUUGGAAUAAAUGGUUAGAAGAUGAACUGGUUAAGAUGAAUUCGGAGAGACCAUAUUGAAUGAUUUCAUACGAUAUGAAGUCGAUUUGAACCGUUCAUGAAAAAUCACACAUGCACAUUUGAUGAAUUUCGCCAAAUAUUCAUUAGUGUUUUUCUCAUAAUUGUGCUUUGAUUAAAACCAGCAUUAUAUCGGUUAAUUUCUCCAUAUGUUCUGAUAUUUUGGUUUUCAGUAAUUUUAGAAAGACCGGAGGUUGAGGGACGAAUCGCUGAUUUUAUCAGCAAUGCAAGUUGCAUUUAAGACACAUGUUCCAAUGAUACUCUAAGUCAAAUUCCUUUAGAAAUUUGUUCAAAGUAAGAUCUUGUCCAUCUUUUUUUAAAUAAAUAGCUUGAGAUGCAAUGAAUAACCUGUCAGUCUCCUUGAUUGCUGUGGGAUUGUGGUCUGGGCCCUUUUUUACAAAGAGUUACGAUUGAUUUAAUCAAUCUCAACUAUGGAAAUCCAUCAAUUCCAUAACUUUUUUCUACAGGAAGUAUGCCUAAUCUUCUUAGUAAACGCAGAGAAUCACACUGAAUCUUCAAGAGAAUGAUGAAUGUAUGAAUAUACAUUAUAUCUAGAAAUUUUUUUUAACAAAAUCGCUUUGUAGAUGUUGACGUUGCUGGCCGUCCAUAGUUGUGAUUGAUCGGAUCAAUCGCAGCUCUUUGUAAGAUGGGCCCGUGGUUGUCUGUUGUUGCUUCUAGCAUUCAAAACAUUUUUGUGUGAGGGGCACUUAGAGAAAACUGCAAAUCAUAUUCCUGCCUUUGUCUUGUUUUGCAAUUUCUGAGUAGGUGUCACUUAUCCCUAUCCUUAGCAACAACUAUUUUAUUAUAUUGAAUCAGUUUUGGUCAUUCAAAAGAAAUAGAAAAUCCCAGCACCAUUGCAUAUAAUGUUGUAGCCAGCUGUAUAUGUACAUCAUGGUACAAGAUGUUUGUGCCUGACAACAGUGUAUUGAGGCAACAAAGUUGCUAAAAACAUGUCUUGUUUUCGUAUUGUAUAAGCAACUGUACAAAAGAGAAAAUUGCUUCAUUUGUGUAAUAAAAUUUAGAACUAAGAAUAUAAA
Messenger RNA from Lytechinus pictus (painted urchin), 4042 nucleotides. Its product is annotated as UBX domain-containing protein 1-like. Gene Ontology annotation, molecular function: K48-linked polyubiquitin modification-dependent protein binding. The transcript has 11 exons. Gene Ontology annotation, biological process: negative regulation of protein K48-linked deubiquitination; negative regulation of proteasomal ubiquitin-dependent protein catabolic process; negative regulation of protein ubiquitination. NCBI's taxonomy places the organism in Eukaryota, Metazoa, Echinodermata, Echinoidea, Temnopleuroida, Toxopneustidae. The record is from RefSeq and is a predicted model, not a curated record. Gene Ontology annotation, cellular component: nucleus; cytoplasm. The coding region runs from base 375 to 1367 and encodes 330 amino acids.